GCUGCCGGCUAGACUUGGAAAAUUUUCGCAAAUAGUAUACAAAUUCAAUUGUGCACCAACUUUCCAAUCACAAGGGUGGUUUCGGCGUAAUCAAUAAAGCUAGAGAGUGAACGAUUUGUUGAAGUUAGUUCAAAAUGUAUUAAUCAAAAAAUAAAUCUAUAACUAAAGGUUUAUUAAUUAAUAAAAUGUGUUUAAUUUUAUAAACAAGUUCUAGCAUUUAAUAUACAUACAUCUAUAUGUAUGCAUAUGUGUGUAUGUGCACAUAUUGGCAAAUGAAAGUCGAACAAAGGUUGAAUGAGUGUAGUGGGCUAAAAGUGGCUGCCCAAUGACCAGCGUGUUUCUAUGUGUUUUCAAAGUGUAUUACUAAUACAUACACAGCAUAUACUUAAAUGAAAACUUAGAUACUUGUUUGCCUGUAAAAUACACCGCUUAGUGCAUGCUAAUUGAAUUUACAUUAAAAAUUUUAUUAAUAAGCGGUAUUUUCAGUGAUCAUUUAAAAGUGUUUUUUAUGUUGGAAAAAUCAUUAAUUUUAUUUAUUGGCAAAUGCGUUAUGGCUAUAUGCUCACGGAAGUAAUUAAAUUAUUCGUUCAACAUGGAAAAGAGUUCAAACGCAUGCAUCAUAAUAUUAAAUAAUACGUGUAUAAAUGAAAUCCUACUUCUUUUAACAACAACAACUAUGUUUAUGUGAAUGCUUCGCCUGCAUUUCAUAUGCAGAAUAGCGUAAAAAACAACAACAAUAAUAAUUUUCACUCCUACCACAUUCUGUCGAUUGAUAAAGACAGUGAUUUGCACUUCAAUGAAACACAAUUGAAUUUAUAUAACCAGCCACUAAUCAAAAUGACACUCAGCGAUAAAGUCAAUCUCACCGCCAUCACGUGGGCGCAUGCGGUUAACAGUCAGCAAGAGCUAAGCGAGGCGCUCAACAAUGACAUAAACAUGAUUGAGGCGGACAUUGUGCUCGGCAAGCUUAAUAAUACUGGUGAGGAUUUGCCGGUGAUGGCGCAUCCUCCAGCCAACUCCUCGGAUCUCACAUUGGCUGAAUUCAUGUUGCGCAUUUUGGAACACAAUGAGGAGAAUGGCGAGGAUGGGAAGGGUGUCAAAUUGGACUUCAAGUCCAUCGAAGUGUUUGAAGGCUCGCUGGUUAUUCUAAGUGAACUGAUACCAUUGAUGACCCAACCCGUUUGGCUGAAUGCGGACAUAAUUCGCGGACCUGUAAAUCAGUCCACCACAGUGCCGGUUGAUCCGGAGCGUUUUUUCGCUGGCGCUGCGAAAUUCGAAUCAGCCGUACUCUCGAUUGGUUGGACGACACGUUGGGGUGCCGAUUACACAGAAGGUGCUUACACGGACCAGCAAAUCGAUGAAAUGCUGCUUGCAAUCAAAAAUAAUAAUGUGACCGCCAAACAACAUCCAAUUACAUUCCCCGUACGUGCUGGCAUUGCCGCCAACAGUUUGAACCAACUGCAGACGCUGGUGGCUGCUGUCAAUGAGACGAACGACAGCUCACUCACCAUUUGGUCAUCGGCUGGUGAUUUCGUUGAUGUGCCGAAAUUACGGCAGCUCAUAUUCUCGUUCGGCUUAGAUCGCGUCUAUUUGGACGUACCGGCGGAUUUAGCCGAUCAAUUGGAAUUGGAACGCGCGGAAACCGGCAAUGCCUCCGGCAGAUUGCCGUCAUUGCUCAGUUUUAGUGUUGUUAGCGCAUGCUUGUAUUUGACCAGCAUGUGGCUGAGUCGCAUUAGGUUGUAAGUUUUCUUCAAUCAGUGGACAAAUUUCCGGAAGAUGGAAAACAUAUUAAUAUGGAAAGAACGAAAAACUCUGACAGUUGAAUAUUCAACAAUUUAAAGACUAACAUUUAAUGUAACUAAAUAGUGUGCAUUUCAAAAUAAAUUAGAGCAUUUUUUGCAAAAUUUUGAAACUUAA
Molecule: messenger RNA, 1917 nt
Organism: Bactrocera oleae (olive fruit fly)
Lineage: Eukaryota; Metazoa; Arthropoda; Insecta; Diptera; Tephritidae
Product: protein FAM151B
Source: RefSeq, a predicted model, not a curated record